Micromonas commoda is the source of this 3282-nucleotide messenger RNA. RefSeq lists its product with no specific name. The coding region runs from base 1 to 3282 and encodes 1093 amino acids. The record is from RefSeq and is a predicted model, not a curated record. The transcript has 2 exons. Gene Ontology annotation, molecular function: ATP binding; leucine-tRNA ligase activity; aminoacyl-tRNA deacylase activity. Gene Ontology annotation, biological process: leucyl-tRNA aminoacylation. NCBI's taxonomy places the organism in Eukaryota, Viridiplantae, Chlorophyta, Mamiellophyceae, Mamiellales, Mamiellaceae.
AUGGCCACCGCGCGCCGCGACCUCCUCCUGGACAUCCAGGCCAAGUCGCAGAAGAAGUGGGCCGAUGAGAAGAUCUUCGAGGUCUCCGCGCCCAGGGACGGCUCCAAGCCCCCAAAGUUCUUCGGCAACUUCCCGUAUCCCUACAUGAACGGGAUGCUCCACCUCGGCCACGCCUUCUCCCUCUCCAAGCUCGAGUUCGCCUCCGCCUACCACAGGCUCAAGGGCGACGAGGUCCUCUUCCCCUUUGCCUUCCACUGCACCGGGAUGCCCAUCAAGGCCUCCGCGGAUAAGAUCAAGAACGAGAUCGCCAAGUACGGCAACCCGCCCGUGUUCCCGGUCAUCGACGAGGCCGCCGAGGCCGAGGCUGCCGCGCAAAAGGCUGCCGAGGCUGCCGAGGCUGCCAAGAACGCGGAUCCCACCAAAUUCGCAGCCAAAAAGAGCAAAGCCGUCGCCAAAGCCGGCACCGCCGCCUACCAGUGGGAGAUCAUGAAGUCCUCCGGAGUUCCCGAGUCCGAGAUUCCCCCGUUCGCGGACCCGUACCACUGGCUCGACUACUUCCCGCCCCUCGCGAAGCGCGACGUCGCCGCCAUGGGCUGCCAGGUUGACUGGCGCCGUUCCUUCAUAACCACCGACCACAACCCCUUCUACGACGCAUUCGUGCGUUGGCAGUUUAACACGCUUAAGAAGAUCGGCAAGAUCAUCAAGGCCAAGCGCAUGGCGGUGUACUCCCCGCUCGACGGGCAGCCCUGCGCGGACCACGACCGCGCCACGGGCGAGGGCGUCGGCCCGCAGGAGUACGUCCUGGUCAAAAUGCGGGUCUACGACGAGUGCCUGGUUGGCGAGCUGUCUCCCCUCGCCGGUCGCGACGUUUUCCUCGCGGCGGCUACGCUGAGACCCGAGACGAUGUACGGGCAGACGAACUGCUGGGCCCUCCCGGACGGCGACUACGGCGCCUUCGAGAUGGCGAACGGGGACGUCAUGGUGAUGUGCGACCGCGCCGCGCGUAACCUCGCCUUUCAGGAGCACACGAAGGAGCCCGGCGUGGUGAACAAGCUGCUCGGGUUCAAGGGUACCGCGCUCAUCGGAUGCGCGGUCAAGUCCCCGCUCGCGGUGCUCGAGAGGAUCUACUGCCUCCCCAUGAUGACCAUCCUCAUGAACAAGGGUACCGGCGUGGUGACGUCCGUGCCGUCCGACUCCCCCAUGGACUUUAUGGCCCUCAGCGAUCUCAAGGCGAAGCCCGCGCUUCGGGAAAAGUUUGGCGUCAAGGAUGAGUGGGUCAUGCCCUUCGAGGUUGUCCCUUGCGUUCACAUCCCCGAAUUUGGCGACGCGUGCGCGCCCAUCGUGUGCGAGCAGCUCAAGAUCAAGAGCCAGAACGAGAAGGUCAAGCUCGAGGAGGCCAAGGGGAAGACCUACCUCAAGGGUUUCACCGACGGGAUCAUGCUCCUCGGCGCGCACAAGGGCGAACCAGUGAAGCUCGUCAAGCAGAAGAUUCGAGACAUCAUGAUUGCCGACGGCGGCGCCAUCGUCUACUCCGAGCCCGAGAAGCAGGUGAUGUCUCGCUCCGGCGACGAGUGCGUCGUCGCGCUCACCGACCAGUGGUACCUCGAGUACGGCGAGGACGCCUGGCGCGAGCGCUCCGAGAAGUGCCUCGAGGGCAUGGUCACCUACCACGACGAGGCCCGGAAGGCUUUCCAGCACACCCUCGGCUGGCUCCGCCAGUGGGCGUGCUCCCGCGCGUUCGGCCUGGGAACCCGCAUGCCCUGGGACCCCCAGUACCUCAUCGAGUCCCUCUCCGACUCCACCAUCUACAUGGCCUACUACACCGUCGCGCACCUGCUACAGGGCGGGGACAUGUACGGAAAAUCGAAGCCCUCGGUGGACCCGGAGGCUAUGACGGACGACGUCUGGGACGCCGUGUUCCUCGGCACCGAACUCGACGCCGACUCGAAGUUCCCCAGGGACCUGCUCGACGAGAUGCGCGCGGAGUUCAACUUCUGGUACCCGUUCGACCUGCGCGUGUCCGGCAAGGACCUCAUCCAGAACCACCUCACGUUUGCCAUCUACAAUCACACCGCGAUUUGGGAGGGCGACGAGAGCAAGUGGCCGCGCGGCUUUCGCACCAACGGGCACCUGCUCCUAAACGGCGAGAAGAUGUCCAAGUCCACCGGCAACUUCAAGACGUUGAAGACGGCCAUCGAGGAGUACAGCGCGGACGCCAUGAGGUUCGCGCUGGCGGACGCCGGCGACGGCAUCGAGGAUGCCAACUUUGUCCACGACACCGCCAACGCUGCGAUUUUACGGUUUACGAAAGAGCUCGAGUGGAUCGAGUCCAUCCGCGAGGCGUCCGCGCAGGGUAAGCUCCGCGCCGCCGACUCCUCCGCGACUUUCGCCGAUAAGGUGUUCGCCAACGCCAUCGACACCGCGAUCGCGCGCACCAAGGACCACUACGAGAACAUGAUGUUCCGCGAGGCUCUCAAGUCUGGGUACUACGACUUGCAAUCCGCGCGCGACGCGUACAGGGUCCAGUGCGACGGCGACGCCGGCAUGCGCGCGGACCUCGCCGCCAGGUUCAUCGAGGUGUCCACCCUGCUCAUCGUCCCUUUCACGCCGCACACCUGCGAGCACGUCUGGGGCGCGAUCCUCGGCAGGGAAGGUUCGGUCACGAAAGCCGGGUUCCCCGUCGGCGAGGCGCCCGACGCCUCCGUCGCCGCCGCCGGUAAGUACCUCGACGACCUCGUCAAGACGGUGCGCGGGGGCGUCGCGAAGGCGACCGCGCCCCCCAAGAAGAAACCCGCGGUCCCGCCCCCACCCAAGGUUUGCGACCGCGUGGACUUCUUCGUCGCGGAGAAGUUUGGGGGUUGGCAGGAGGUGUGCCUGGGGAUCCUCGCCGACGCGUACGGUGCCGACGGGACGUUCCCCCCCGUGAGCGACAUCCUCGAGAAGGUCAAGGCGAGCCCGCUGGCGCAGGAGGCUGACUUCAAGAACGUCAUGAAGAUGGUGAUGCCCUUCGUCAAGUUCAAGAUGAACGAGGCGGCGGUGGCGGGGCGGGACGCCCUCGGCGUUCGAUUGAUCUUCGACGAAGCCGGGGUGCUUCGGGAAAAUUCCGAGUACGUCGCGAGAGUGUGCGGCUUGAAGGAGGUUGGCGUGUUCGCCGCGGAUGCGGAUUCGCCGGAGAAGGCGGCGGCGGUGAAGGGCGGCGUUAAGGUGGACCAGGCGACGCCGGGGAGCCCCGGCGUGAACUUUGUCGUGACGGAGCUCAGCGUGGAGGGCGUCACCAUCUGA